AUGAUGUGUUCGAUUCUUAAUCUGUUGAUCUUCUCAUUGGUUUUGGCUAUUGUUGUUGAGGCAAUUCCAAUGAUUCAAUCACCGCCGUUUGAUACAAAUGAGCAAUUUAUUCAAAAACGUCUCUCAAAUGAUGCUCUUAUUCGACUUAUGAUGAGGUGAGUUAUCUCAAAUUAUAUAGUUUAUUCUGCCAAGUUGAUCUGAGGGUUUUUGUGAUCGAGUGUCGGAAUCUCUCAUUUUACACGCUGUUAUGUAGUUUGAACCGGAAAUAGCUUUCAAAAAAUGCGGAAUUCAGCGAAUAUACAUACAGAAAUGAAUUAAUAUUUCUAUAAUUUUAAAAACAAAUUUGCAGAAACCGUGGAAACCAAGUUGGAUACGCUGAUGGUUCAAAACGUGGAAUGAAACGAGCUGAUGUUGAUAGACGUAGCAUUGAUGAAGAGUUCUCAAAUUGUUUCCUAUCGCCUGUUCAAUGUAUGUUGCCAAAUAAUCGAAAAUAA
Caenorhabditis angaria is the source of this 494-nucleotide messenger RNA. NCBI's taxonomy places the organism in Eukaryota, Metazoa, Nematoda, Chromadorea, Rhabditida, Rhabditidae. The record is from the annotation of a GenBank genome assembly.